Staurois parvus is the source of this 269-nucleotide messenger RNA. NCBI's taxonomy places the organism in Eukaryota, Metazoa, Chordata, Amphibia, Anura, Ranidae. The record is from the annotation of a GenBank genome assembly.
UCAUGGGGGCCCCGGGCAAUAGGGGAUCAUGGGGCCUGUGUCCUUGCCCAAACUCAAAAAAGCCUCUGAAAAAGGUACCAGGGGCAUCUCAUGGGGCCCCCUACUGACCCCGGGCCCUCGGACAGUGCCCGAGUUUCCAAAUGGUCAGUCCACCCCUGGUUGUGACCUUACAUGGUUCAGGUACCCAAGCUCAGAAUCUCACAUGACUCAACACAAUUGACCUUCAGCUUCAUCAUGAACAUGUAGGCAGGAGCAGUCUGUUUCCUCCA